Messenger RNA from Paramecium pentaurelia, 1593 nucleotides. The record is from the annotation of a GenBank genome assembly. NCBI's taxonomy places the organism in Eukaryota, Ciliophora, Oligohymenophorea, Peniculida, Parameciidae.
AUGGAUCCUUUUAAUUUUAUUGUUUUUUAUUAUGAUAGAUUAUAGGAGAUGAAUAUAUCAGAUUGCUAAAUUUAUAAUUGUAUAAAAAAUCAGAAUUUGAAAUUAGGAUAAUGUUUAAUAAUUCAUGGAAUUGAAUUUAAAGUGUUUUUUUUGCAGCCUUUAGAGGGUCAUAUUAAUCAAACUACUAAAAUUCUAUGUUACCCAAGUGAUUUAUAAAAGAAUAUUAGCUUACAAAAAGUUCAUUUUAUCAAUCUCUCUAAUGAAAAAACAGAGCUUAUAACUCAACUUCCUUUAAAAUUACAUAUUAGUAAAGAUUAAUAAGUAAUAAUCAAUGGAGUAUUGAUGUAAGCAAUUAAAUGUAGUCCAAGUGAAGGAAUUUUUACUUAAGAAACAGUAAUUAUAUUUGAGAUAUUAAAUAGUAAUGGAAGAUCAGUAAUUAUGAAGAAAAAUUAAUCGAGGAGAUAUAAUUAAUAGUUUAAAAUUAAACAGAUAUCAGCAAACAAGAGAUAUUUAAAAAACAUAUUUAACCUUAUUUUUUAGUACCUCGAUUUAUAAAAGAAGGAUCUAAAAUAAAGAUAUAAAAUUUAGAACUCAUUAUAAAAAAGAGUAGACCUAAAAUUGGAUUAAUUUCAUGUAAUACGUAGAUAUCUAUUAUUGAUAAUGAAUAAAUAUUAUUUAAGUCUAUGAAUGAAGAUGAUGAAUAAACAGGAUUGUGUGUGUAGAUUAACACACUUAAGAUUUUAUAGGUUAAUACUGCAUCUAGAAAUCAAUUUGUAUAAAAGAGAAAACAAUUAUAUGGAAUAAUGGAGAAUUAUGCUUAAUAUGAUGAUAAAGAAAAUUAAAUUAUCAUUUCAUAAAGAGAUUUAAAUAGUAGAGGUUAAUCUAUAAAUGAAUUUCCUAACUUUCCUAAUACAUUUCUUACUAAUUUACAUAGAGAAAAUGAAGAAAUAGAUAAUGAUCUUAUGGAUUUUGAUGAAUCUAAUUUUGGAGCUGGAUUACAUGAAUAAAAUAUGAAAUUAUCUGAAAUGACUCUACCAGUAUUAUUCAAAAAUAUCUUUUAAAAAAAGAAACAUGGAGCAAAUAGAUAAUCUCUAUUAAAAUAACCAGAAUAACCUAAAUGUGAUGAAUCUUUUCUUGAUUAAUCUUUUGGAUCUGAAGCUAAUGCAUAAUUAAUAAGUGAUGCAUCAUUUAUGAUAUAAGAAGAUUAGCCUCAUUUAGCAACUUUGCCUAGAUACUUUGAUGACAUAAUUUUAGUAUAUAUAUUAAUUAAUUAGUUUAAUUAAUAAAGAUGGUUACCUAUUAUGAAUGAUGGAAGUAAUCAAAAUUUUAUUUAAUAAUUCCCUGAAAGGAAAAUAGAUUUAAAUUGGAUAUAAAGUAAAGGACAAAAUAUUAAUGAAGACUUUUGUAAAUGUAUGAUAUGUUUAAUGGAAUAUACUGAUGAAGAAGUUGUUAAAACUCUACCAUGCUGUAAUUAAUUAUUUAAAUACUUUUAUAGUACAUUAUUUUCAUAAUGAAUGUAUUGAUUUCUGGCUAGCCAAAAGUAGUAAAUGUCCAGUUUGCAAAAAUAGAUGUGACGAAUAACUUAAGUUUUGA